Molecule: messenger RNA, 1710 nt
Organism: Trichomycterus rosablanca
Lineage: Eukaryota; Metazoa; Chordata; Actinopteri; Siluriformes; Trichomycteridae
Gene: adcyap1r1a
Product: adenylate cyclase activating polypeptide 1a (pituitary) receptor type I
Exons: 15
Coding region: 121-1575 (484 amino acids)
Biological process (GO): adenylate cyclase-modulating G protein-coupled receptor signaling pathway; cell surface receptor signaling pathway
Cellular component (GO): plasma membrane
Molecular function (GO): peptide hormone binding; vasoactive intestinal polypeptide receptor activity; G protein-coupled peptide receptor activity
Source: RefSeq, a predicted model, not a curated record
AGCCAGCAGAGGAACGUAGCUGUCCCAUCAGUGUGCCAACAGACAUGCUGGUUUUAGACUGAAGAGUUGCCAAAGCUCUGUAAAGGCGGCACCAGUGACUAUCUAACACCAGCAGACUGAAUGAAGCGACCAGUGGUCAUGUUUGUCCCACUCUCCCUCCUCAUCAUCGCUCUGGUGCAGCCUGUACAAUCCGAGAUCUCCAACUGUGUUAUAAAGAGGGAGCAGGAGCGAUGCAUGGAAAAGAUGGCUCUGCACUACCCAUCAGAGGACUCGGAGAUCAUUUGUCCUUGGGAGUGGGAUAACUUGACCUGUUGGGAGGCUGCCAGCGUGGGCGAGGUUGUGGUGGUCAGUUGUUCAGAGCUCUUCGACUUCAUGAGUCCAGAAGACGGUCCUGGGAAGAUCAGUAGGAACUGCACUGAGGACGGAUGGUCUGAGCCGUACCCGCAUUAUGUGGACGCCUGCCUGAGUGAUGAGAACUCAACCAAACCGGAUAUGUACUACGCAUCAGUGAAGGCUCUGUACACGGUGGGUUACAGCACGUCCCUGGUGUCCCUCAUCACAGCCAUGGUCAUCCUGUGCAGGUUCAGGAAGCUGCACUGCACCAGGAAUUUUAUCCACAUGAAUCUGUUCGUGUCGUUCAUCCUGCGAGCAGUUUCGGUGUUUAUUAAAGAUGGAGUUCUCUACGCUGAGGAGGACAGUGACCACUGCUUCGUCCACACGGUGGCGUGUAAAGCAGUGAUGGUCUUCUUCCACUACUGUGUCAUGUCUAAUUACUUCUGGCUGUUCAUCGAGGGCCUGUACCUCUUCACUUUGCUGGUGGAGACCUUUUUCCCCGAGAGGAAAUACUUCUACUGGUACACCGUCAUUGGCUGGGGAACCCCAACCAUUUGUGUGACCAUAUGGGCGGUUCUGCGACUGCAUUUUGAUGACUCGGGGUGCUGGGACAUGAAUGAUCACACCGCCCUCUGGUGGGUAAUCAAGGGACCUGUCGUUGCUUCAAUUAUGAUAAACUUCGUGCUCUUCAUCGGAAUUAUCAUCAUCCUCGUACAGAAGCUGCAGUCGCCAGAUAUCGGAGGCAACGAGUCCAGCAUUUACCUCAGCUGUGCUCAGAAAUGCUUCAGUGAGCCACAGGCUGUCCAGCAUUCGUGCAGGAUGUCCGAGCUUUCUACCAUCACCCUGAGGUUGGCUCGCUCCACUCUGCUGCUCAUCCCUCUGUUUGGGAUUCACUACACUGUGUUCGCCUUCUCACCCGAGGACGUCAGCAAGAGAGAGAGACUGGUGUUCGAACUCGGCCUCGGCUCCUUCCAGGGGUUUGUGGUCGCUGUGCUCUACUGCUUCCUAAAUGGAGAGUUUCUGCCUGAAGGUGCAGUCAGAGAUCAAGAGGAAAUGGCGCAGCUGGACAGUGAACAGGUACUUUGCUGUGGACCUGAAGCAGCAGCGUCACCCUUCGCUAGCGAGCAGCGGUGUAAACGGGGGGACGCAGCUGUCCAUCCUGAGCAAGAGCAGCUCGCAGAUCCGCAUGUCCAGCCCGCAGGCCGAGACUGCCACCCUCAACCUGCCCACCUGAGCGCCUGAUCGGCCAAGCCCAAAACUGACCCGUCUGAUAAAAUGACUCUAGCCCCCGGGACACGAUCCUUAAAGAGGCAAAAGUGGCUCCCUAAUUAAACGGUCGUGAGAUUCUAACAUUUCAAUGUUUUGUGGAAAAUCACA